Paramormyrops kingsleyae is the source of this 4240-nucleotide messenger RNA. RefSeq names its product symplekin (gene sympk). Gene Ontology annotation, cellular component: mRNA cleavage and polyadenylation specificity factor complex. The record is from RefSeq and is a predicted model, not a curated record. Lineage: Eukaryota; Metazoa; Chordata; Actinopteri; Osteoglossiformes; Mormyridae.
UGUUCCUGUCGUGUCGAGUGAACAUGGCGCCUUUCGUGUGUUCGGUUGUUCCUUGUGAUAAUUGAUUUCAACCUGAAAUACAUUCUACAGAGAGAUCAGUGUCAUAUCCAGAUCCACUGAUACUUGUAUGUCAGGAUGGCUUCGGGUAGUGGGGAAAAUGCAAGCGUGAGGACGAGGGUGGCUUCACAGUUCUUCGCCGGGGAAGAAGAUGCUGCUAUUGACAUGACCACUAGUGAAAAGGUUGUGGAUCUGUUGAACCAAGCUGCACUGAUAUCAACUGAGAACAAGCUUACAGUUUUGAAGCAGGUGCAGGAACUGAUAAUUAAUAAAGACCCUUCACUUCUCGACAAUUUUUUAGAUGAAAUCAUAGCUUUCCAGACUGAUAAAUCGAUGGAAGUUCGGAAAUUUGUAAUCGGAUUCAUUGAGGAGGCCUGUAAGAGGGAUAAUGAGCUGCUGCUGAAGCUGAUUGCCAACUUGAACAUGCUACUGAAAGAUGAGAGUGUCAACGUGGUGAAGAAGGCCAUCCUUACCCUCACGCAGCUCUAUAAAGUGGCCUUGCAGUGGCUGGUGCGCUCCAAGGUGGUGUCUGACAUGCAGGAGGCCUGCUGGGACAUGGUGACGCAGAUGAAAGGGGAUGUGCUGGCCCUCUUGGACUCCGAUAACGACGGCGUGCGCACCCAUGCCAUCAAAUUUACGGAGUCGCUCAUCAUCACACUGUCCUCUCGGACGGCAGACUCCGAUACGCCUCGUCGUCAGGAGGGCGACAUCAGUCUGGACAAGAUACCAAAAGAUCAUUCGUAUAUCCGCUCUGAAACACUGUGUGAGGAGGGAAAGUCGGCCUUAGAACAGCUUCUGAAGUUCAUGGUGCACCCUGCGAUUUCCAGCAUUAAUCUGACCACCGCCCUGGGCUCCCUGGCCACUGUGGCCCGGCAGCGGCCCAUGUUCAUGUCGGAUGUGGUGCAGGCCUACGAGACUCUCCACGCCAACCUGCCUCCGACGCUGGCCAAGUCGCAAGUGAGCAGCGUGCGCAAGAACCUGAAGCUGCACUUGGUGUCCGUCCUGCGACACCCCUGCAGCCUGGAGUUCCAGGGUCAGAUCAGCACGCUGCUGCUGGACCUGGGCAUGACACAGGGCGACAUCACCCGCUGCACACCGGCCCCGCGCGACGUACGCAAGCGUGCCCGGCAUGACGCCUAUACAGAGGGCAAGAAGAUCAAGAUGGAGCCCAAUCUCAUAGAAGAUGACGAAGAUAAAGAGGACCCCCCACCAGUGUCAUCCCCAAAGCCGUCGCUGGUCCCAGGAUCCCAGUCUGCCAUCGACCUUACUGCCGACUUCCUGCUCCCGCUGCUAACUCCGGAGAACGUCGCCAACCUGGUGCUGAUCAGCAUGGUGUACCUUCCUGAUGCCAUGCCAGCCUCGUUCCAGGCCACCUACACGCCUGUAGAAUCCGCCGGCACCGAUGCUCAGAUUAAGCACCUGGGCAGGCUCAUGGCGACCCAGAUGACCUCAGCCGGAAUUGGGCCCGGGCUGGAGCAGUGCAAGGCGAGAGAUGAAGAGAUGAAGGAGGGGGCAGAGGAAGAGGGUGGCCCUGAAUCUUCAUCAAGCGCCAGGGACCUUUUGAUCAAGCGCAAGGUGUCCGCCGUGUCCUUGGGACAGGCGAUCUCCGUGCUGGGGGCUUAUGGGGGCAAGAACCAGCCCAGCGAUGUGGAGGAAGCUCCCCAAGUUAAGAGACUACCUGAGCCAAUCCUGCCCUCCACACAGACCAAAGCUCCUGGCACAACUGGACGGAAGAAGGUGUUCAGAUUGGCCGACGUGAUUCAGCCUCUCAAUGAUGUCCAGGUGGAUAAGCUGACCAACAUGGCAGUCAAGCGCAUCCUUCAAGCUGAAAAAGCCAUCGCUUGCAGUGGGAUGGCCCAUGUACGGGUGAAGCUGCUGUCCAGGCUGGUGACCCAGUUUGAUGGCGCGAUGAAGGAGGACGUGCUGCAGUUCAUCUUGGAGGACAUGCGUAGCCGCAGCGACCUGGCCUUCUCGCUCCUUUACCAGGAGUAUAACGGCUACCUCAGCCAGCUGCCCGCCGGCUCCCUGGACACCUAUGACCACUGUCUCAUCACUCUGCUGUCAGGCCUGCAAGAGAAGCCUGAGCAGAGGGACGGGCUGUUUACGAAGCUGGUGCUGGAGGCUCCCUUAAUCACCGAAUCCGCCCUUGAAGUCAUCCGGCGCUACUGUGAGGACGAGUCACGGGUGUAUCUGGGCAUGACCACACUGAAGGAGCUCAUCAUGAAGCGACCCUCCAGGCAGUUCCAGUACCUGCAUGUCCUGCUGGACCUCAGCUCCCAUGAGAAGGAAAAGGUGCGAUCCAACGCUCUGACCUUCAUCAAGCGCAUGUACGAGAGGGACCAGCUGAGGGACUACAUCGAAAAGUUUGCGCUGAACUACAUGCAGCUCCUCGUCCACCCUAACCCCCCAUCCCUACUCUUUGGGGCAGAUAAGGACACAGAGGUCGCCUCUCCCUGGACUGAGGAGACUGUCAGGCAGUGUCUGUACCUGUACCUCUCUCUCCUGCCGCUGAACCACCGGCUGGUCCACGAGCUGGCGUCCGUGUACACCGAGGCCAUUGCUGAUAUCAAACGCACCGUGCUCCGCGUCAUCGAGCAGCCCAUACGGGGAAUGGGGAUGAGCUCUCCAGAUUUGCUGCUGCUGGUGGAGAAUUGCCCCAAGGGGGCGGAGACACUGGUCACACGGUGUUUGCACAUCUUGACUGAUAAAGUACCUCCUUCUCCAGAGCUGGUGGAGAGGGUGAGGGACCUGUACCACAAACGGGUUCCAGAUGUCCGCUUUCUCAUCCCUGUUAUCAAUGGCCUGGAGAAGAAAGAGGUGAUCCAGGCCCUGCCAAAGCUUAUUAAACUCAACCCCAUUGUUGUGAAGGAGGUGUUCAAUCGUCUGCUUGGCACACAGCACAGUGAAGGCAGUUCCUCCAUGUCUCCCCUCACUCCGGGCGAGCUUCUCAUCUCUCUGCACAAUAUUGACUCCACCAAGUGCGACAUGAAGUCCAUCAUCAAAGCCACCAAUCUCUGCUUUGGGGAGAAGAACGUGUACACGUCCGAGGUGCUAGCUGUGGUGAUGCAGCAGCUGAUGGAGCAGAAUCCCCUUCCCAUGCUGUUGAUGCGCACCGUCAUCCAGUCGCUCACCAUGUACCCGCGGCUGGGCGGCUUCGUCAUGAACAUCCUGUCCCGCCUCAUUCAGAAGCAGGUGUGGAAGUACCCCAAAGUGUGGGAAGGAUUUGUGAAGUGCUGCCAGCGCACGAAGCCGCAGUCCUUCAACGUGCUGCUGCAGCUCCCCCCCGCGCAGCUCUCCAGCGUCUUCGAGCGCUGCCCCGAGAUGAGGGAGCCCUUGCUUCAGCACGUUCACUCCUUCACCCCCCACCAGCAAGCCCAUAUCCCGUCCUCCAUCAUGGUGGUCCUGGAGGCCAGUGUCAAGCAGGAGAUCCAGCCAUUGGCAGCUGUGGAUCAAGAGAUGGAGCCUCCAGUUCCAGUUCCUGUGCCAGUAGUGUUACCAGAAGCUCUAACUGUGUCACAGCAAGACAUGGAUUCACAGAACCAGCAGUAUCCAGUGAAUGAGGAAGAGGAGUUGGAGCCAAUGGAGGAAGGCGAGCCUGUUUUGGCCACUGAGGAUAAUCUGGCAAAUGUUGUUCCACAGGGGGAAAGCCUCAUGCCGGAGAGCUCUGUACCUACGACUGUGGAGGAGGCGGAUGAGCAGAUGGAAGGAGCCGUCAUGGAGCCAGCUGAUGGAGUCGAUCAGGCCAAAGAAGUCCUGGAGGACACCAGUGCAGAGGCAGAGACUGAUCCUGGGGACACCGAAUGAAAAAUGAGAAAUGCUGGAAUGCGCUCAAGUUGAAUGAUCUUUUUCAGUUACAGUGUUUUGAGCUGUAGAUCGGGGCUUGCGGACCUGGGUCCCUUAAAGCACAGGAAUGGUACUUACCAUUUCAGGAAGAACUGACAAAUCCAAGCUGGAUCGUACUCUAGUUUUAUAUGUGUUAUAUGUUUAGAGGGCAAUUUAUGUUUUUCUUACGUUUCCCUGUAAAAUUUCUAUCAUUAUGGGGAUAAAAUAAAUGAAUUUGUACAUGUUGAAUUCACUUCUAAUUAAUUUCUUUUAGAAACCCAAACAAAAAAUGAUGAAUCAUAAUGUCAGUAAAGUAGUUUAUUGCAAAAUAUAAACUUGAAGUAAAACCAUUGGAAUUAAA